Messenger RNA from Wallemia ichthyophaga EXF-994, 792 nucleotides. RefSeq lists its product as uncharacterized. The transcript is spliced from 2 exons. The coding region runs from base 1 to 792 and encodes 263 amino acids. The record is from RefSeq and is a predicted model, not a curated record. NCBI's taxonomy places the organism in Eukaryota, Fungi, Basidiomycota, Wallemiomycetes, Wallemiales, Wallemiaceae.
AUGGAGCGCUCCCCAGAGAUUGGCAACGUCGGUCGUCAAUUAAUGCCUCUCCUCGAAGAUAUGGUUUCCAAGGCGGUCAGCAAAGCCCUCAAGAAUAAAUUCGAAGACAACGCAGACGAACUUAGCCACUCUCUCACACAACAAAUGUCGCAAGUCCUUUCAGGAUUUAAAGAUACUGUCCUUGGAGCAGUCGAAAAGGUCACAAGAGAGGUAAACGAGCUGAAGGAAUCGAGAGACGUGCAAAUGAACGGCGUAUCACCUGCCCCGCCAGGCUUCACAUACGCGCAAGCACUCUCCCAAUCCCCCCAAGCUGAAUCUCCACUCUACUCCCGCCAGGAUCUCAUGAUCACCCUCCAUCAGAUUGACCCUAGGAAACCAGUCCUAGCAGAGGCAAACUGUAGACCACUCUCAAUCAAGAAGGCAAUGGACGACUCCAUCAAAAACACAGUCGGCGACCAAUUGGACAUCGAGAGCAACUACAUCACGUCAGCUAAACGUCUUCCUACCCACACGAUCAAACUCCAAGCUCAAAACAAAGACGCCGCUGAGAAAUUAAAGAAAGACCCCAGAUGGGUUCCGCAAGGACUACGUCUGCACGCAACAACUCACGAAGUUGCUGUCCUGAGAGUACCUGUGUUGACCAACCAAGAACCAAUGGAUAUAGCGCACGAAAUCAUGAGAGACAACGAAUUCCUCUUACAAGACCAAAUUGUCUACGCAAAAUGGGCGAAAAGACAAGCACACAAGCAAAACAAAAAUGGCUGUCAACAUAGGGCUAUCUCUCAAUGCUGA